Chelmon rostratus (copperband butterflyfish) is the source of this 2096-nucleotide messenger RNA. It is a transcript of the gene grpel1, whose product is annotated as GrpE-like 1, mitochondrial. NCBI's taxonomy places the organism in Eukaryota, Metazoa, Chordata, Actinopteri, Chaetodontiformes, Chaetodontidae. Bases 54 to 698 code for a protein of 214 amino acids. The transcript has 4 exons. Gene Ontology annotation, biological process: protein folding; protein import into mitochondrial matrix. Gene Ontology annotation, molecular function: adenyl-nucleotide exchange factor activity; protein-folding chaperone binding; protein homodimerization activity. Gene Ontology annotation, cellular component: PAM complex, Tim23 associated import motor. The record is from RefSeq and is a predicted model, not a curated record.
AGUCAGCGUGCGUUACAAGGAGGUUUUACCUGUACAGUGGUGCACAGUGGAAAAUGGCGAGCUGGUGUGUGCGAGCAGUGAGACAGAGCUACUCGCUUGUAGCUUCGCCUGCGCUAAUAAGAGCGUCUCCACGGUUGUUAUGUACUGCCACCCAGCAGAAGAAUGGCGACAGGUCAGAGGAGGAGGCUGAAAAGCCAGAGCAGAGCGCAGCGGAGAAAGUCCUGGUGGAGGAGAAGACCCAGCUGGAGGAGCAGCUAAAGGACAUGACAGAUAAGUACAAACGGGCCUUGGCAGACACAGAGAACCUCAGGACGAGGAGUCAGAAGAUGAUAGAAGAUGCUAAAUUAUACGGGAUCCAGGGUUUCUGUAAGGACCUGCUGGAGGUUGCCGACAUCUUGGAGAAAGCCACAGAGAGCGUGCCCAAAGAGGAGGUGACGAGCCAGAACCCUCACCUGAAGAACCUGUACGAUGGCCUGGUGAUGACCGAGGUCCAGAUCCAGAAGGUGUUCACUAAGCACGGCCUGGUCAAGCUCAACCCCGACGGCCAGAAGUUCGACCCCUACGAGCACGAGGCCCUCUUCCACGCCCCCGUGGAGGGCAAGGAGCCCGGCAGCGUCGCCGUAGUAACAAAAGUGGGCUACAAGCUUCACGGCCGCACCCUGAGGCCAGCGCUGGUGGGCGUGGCCAAAGCCCCCUAGAAAUAAUGAUGUAACUGUGACAAAGUGGGAUUUGUUUUGUUCCCUUCAGGUACAGCGAACUGGUCAAGGCACCCUGUCGCCCUUUUCCCCACAAGCCUGUCCUCACACUCCCCCCACCCUAAGGUGCCUCACAGGAACGGGAACCCAACAGAACUGAACUUUGUAUCUGGACAAUAUUUACCAGUUUUUAACAGAUACAUCACACUUUGUCUGGCACAGGAUACUCUUUACAAAAACAUUUCAGUCUGUCAUAUGAGUCACUUCAGAGUCAGUUAUUGUCAGAGUUUGUUAAUAAAAUCAGUCAUCAGAUCACAGGCAGAGGCUUUCAUGCCUCCUCCUGCAGCCGUCAGUCGUAACUGGAAGAGAAGCAGGUGAAAUAUGACGGUGAACAGGCGAUCAUAAACCCCUCUAGUUUGGAAAACUUUCGGGUGAGCUAUGAUGUAAAAUCCAUCCACAAAUUGAGUAGUGCUGAUUCUGACCUGCUGGUAUCAUUCCGGCUUUUUCUGUAAAGCCCUGAUAAUCUCGAACCUGACUCCUCAGUCGUCUUUUCUUGUUUGUGAGUUUUAAAUUCAUGGUGCGAAUAAAGCAAGGAACAGUACCUGAGGAGAUGAAGAAAGGCUUGAGAUGUUAGUCUGUGCUGAGGUGGGCCGCACAAAGCCUCUAUGGUUGAAGCCUUUUUUUGUUCGCUGGCUCUGAUAAGCCAGCCUCAGUCACUGGAACGUCCCGAUGCCACAGUUCAGGUCUGAAGUGCUGGACAGUGAUGUAACAGCUUUAUCUGUAAACUAGAAUAACUGUCUAUGGACCAUUGGCCAAACUGUCACAGCAUCAGAAUAAACUGAUCAAAUCUGAAAGGCGUCUUAAUUUAGUGUUUGUCUUUUACACACAUCUUGAAAGAAAAGGCUAUAAUUGCUGCCUGACAGUUGUCUGCCUGUCAACCAGUUCAGUUGCAGUUCACAUUCAUGACUGUGCAGACUCAUAUAUGUAGUGAAGACUGUGAAGGAGUUUAAUAAAAGGUAUUAAGUGUAUCUUUUGGUGAAAUGGUUAUUAUCACUAUAUUGAUAUGACAGUGAAUAAUAUCCAGUGAGAGCUGGAUAACUAACAAUCAGCUGAGGGUCAAGAUCAGCAGAACCAUUGAGCCUGUGGUGAAUCCAAUGUUCCUAAUAUGAAUGACGCUGUAAAGAAGCUACAAAUGGUAAAACAUGGAGGCUUCACACACAUCUUUAACCAGCAGCACAGAAGAUCUAAACAAUCAGCACAGUUUUAAGAUCAGUGUCACCAGUUGAGUAUCUGAGCACAUGUGAAACAUGGUCACAGUCUGCCUUCUGUUAUUCUGAUGAAUAAUGACCAGAAGUGUUUUGGCAGAUCAUCAUGUAACAGUGAAUUUGACCUUUGACCUUU